CAUUCUAUAAAACCUCUCUCUCUCUCUUCAACUACGCCACCCACCACCAACUCACACCAAGAGAGAGAGAGUCUCACUCAAUUCUCCAUUCUUUCUCUCUCUAGCUUCUCGUUCUUGCCACUAUCACUUUUCCCUUCUCAAUCUCAAUCUCAAUCUCCUCCUUGGAAGUAUCGAAAAGGAAAUUCCAUUAUGGACUCCUCGUCGUCGUCGAGCUCGAUGAAGCUCUCGCCGUUGGAUCUGAUGACCGCGAUCAUCAAGGGCGCGAAAGUGGACCCCUCCAACGCCUCCGCCGAAUCUGCCGGCGGCGCCGCCGCCGAGGUCGCCUCGCUCAUCCUCGAGAAUCGCGAGCUCGUCACGAUCCUCACGACGUCGUUCGCCGUCCUGAUCGGAUGCUUCGUCGUCCUCAUGUGGCGGCGAUCAGGCUCGCAGAAGCCGAAGGCGGUGGAGCUUCUCAAGCCGUUGGUCGUCAAGGAGCCGGAGAUUGAGGUCGACGACGGCAAGAAGAAGGUCACGAUCUUCUUCGGCACGCAGACCGGAACCGCCGAGGGCUUCGCCAAGGCGUUGGCUGACGAGGCAAAAGCUCGCUACGAAAAGGCCGUUUUUAAAGUUGUUGAUUUGGAUGAUUAUGCCGCCGAUGACGAUGAAUACGAGGAAAAGUUGAAGAAAGAGAGUUUGGCGUUCUUCUUCUUGGCUACAUACGGUGAUGGUGAGCCAACUGAUAACGCUGCAAGGUUUUACAAAUGGUUCUCAGAGGGUAAAGAGAGAGGGGAAUGGCUUCAGAAUCUUCAGUACGGAGUGUUUGGUCUCGGUAACAGGCAGUACGAGCAUUUCAAUAAGGUAGCCAAGGUAGUCGACGAUAACCUUACUGAACAGGGUGCGAAGCGCCUUGUGCCUGUGGGUCUUGGAGACGAUGAUCAAUGUAUCGAGGAUGACUUCACUGCAUGGAGAGAAUUGGUAUGGCCAGAGUUGGAUCAGUUGCUUAGAGAUGAGGAUGAUACAACUACUGUUUCUACCCCUUACACUGCUGCUGUAUUAGAAUACCGUGUCGAAUUCCAUGACCCUGUUGAUGCAUCACUAGAGAAAAAGAGCUGGGCUAAUGCAAAUGGUCAUGCUGUCAUUGAUGCUCAGCACCCAUGCAGGGCUAAUGUGGCUGUUAGAAGGGAGCUUCAUACUCCUGAAUCCGAUCGUUCCUGUACGCAUCUGGAGUUUGACAUUGCUGGCAGUGGACUUUCGUACGAAACAGGGGACCACGUUGGUGUUUACUGUGAGAAUCUUACUGAAGUUGUAGAAGAGGCUCUCAAUUUAUUGGGCUUGUCUCCUGAAACAUACUUUUCCGUCCAUACUGAUAAAGAGGAUGGCACACCAAUUAGUGGAAGUUCUUUGCCACCUCUUUUCCCUCCCUGCACUAUAAGAACAGCUCUGGCUCAGUAUGCAGAUCUUUUAAGUUUUCCCAAAAAGUCAUCGUUGCUCGCUCUGGCAGCUCAUGCUUCUAAUCCAGCUGAAGCUGAUAGAUUAAGACAUCUUGCAUCACCUGCCGGAAAGGAUGAAUAUGCACAAUGGGUGGUUGCAAGUCAGAGAAGUCUACUUGAGGUCAUGGCCGAAUUUCCUUCAGCCAAGCCCCCACUUGGUGUGUUCUUUGCAGCAGUGGCCCCUCGCUUGCAGCCUAGAUUCUAUUCAAUCUCAUCAUCCCCAAGUAUGGCUCCUUCUAGAAUUCACGUUACUUGUGCAUUAGUUUAUGAGAAGACACCGACUGGACGAAUUCACAAAGGAGUGUGUUCUACUUGGAUGAAGAAUGCCGUGCCUGCGGAGAAAAGUGAUGAUUGCAGUUGGGCACCCGUUUUUGUUAGACAGUCGAACUUCAAACUCCCUGCUGAUACUAAAGUACCAAUAAUCAUGAUUGGCCCUGGUACUGGGUUGGCCCCAUUCAGAGGUUUCCUGCAGGAAAGAUUAGCUCUAAAAGAAUCUGGAACAGAUCUAGGACCGUCGAUAUUGUUCUUCGGAUGCAGAAAUCGUAGAAUGGAUUACAUUUAUGAAGAAGAACUGGCCAACUUUGUAGAAACUGGUGCACUUUCCGAGCUGGUGGUUGCUUUCUCACGUGAGGGACCUACCAAGGAAUAUGUGCAGCAUAAAAUGAUGCAGAAGGCUGCCGACAUAUGGGACAUGAUAUCUCAAGGAGCUUACAUUUAUGUCUGUGGUGAUGCCAAGGGCAUGGCUAAGGAUGUCCACCGAACUCUUCACACUAUUGCGCAAGAGCAGGGAUCCCUAGACAGCUCCAAGGCUGAGAGCAUGGUGAAAAAUCUGCAAAUGAAUGGCAGAUAUCUACGUGAUGUGUGGUGAUUGUUUGUGUAAUCUUGGACUGAAGAGUAACGUUAUAUAUGGCGUAAAAAAGCAAUGGCCAAAGCCAAUUGGCCGUUGGAUGGGAAUGCUUUUAUGAGAGAGGGCUAUUGAUGAUUAUGCCCCCUUGCAUUUGCACCCUUUGAAUGGGCAAAAAUUUGCUCCUGUUGCAAUACAGCAUCCGGUUCUGUGAUUCUUUUGACUCUUUUAUCUAUCAUGUGAAAUUUUUUUGUUCUUGUAAUUUAUAUACAGGUAUAUUAUAAUAAGUAAUUAAGUAUUGUUAGGCAAUAGUUUAUCAUGGACUCUAAUUUUCCCUGUAUGAACCAAAAAGAAGGUUCAGACAACAGACAAUUGGUCUUGUUAUUAUAUAUGUAAUUGUUUAUUUGGGUUUAUUAUA
Messenger RNA from Morus notabilis, 2731 nucleotides. Its product is annotated as NADPH--cytochrome P450 reductase 2. The coding region runs from base 190 to 2337 and encodes 715 amino acids. Lineage: Eukaryota; Viridiplantae; Streptophyta; Magnoliopsida; Rosales; Moraceae. Gene Ontology annotation, molecular function: NADPH-hemoprotein reductase activity; flavin adenine dinucleotide binding; FMN binding. The record is from RefSeq and is a predicted model, not a curated record. The transcript has 17 exons. Gene Ontology annotation, cellular component: cytosol.